AGCAGUAGUAGUGACCCAGAUGUCGUUCCUCCCGAACAUUUGACAACAUUCAAGGCAAGACUCUUACUGAAAACAAACAUGUAAUAUAUUGCAUAGUCACGUUACGAAUGCGGUUUCCGUGGCAAAACCGAUACACUCGUCGCCAUUGGCAGUCUUUUUUUUAAUUUUUUCUAACCGGGGUCUGCGGGUAAACAAAAAAAAGCGAAUUUUUCGUCGAUGGACAUUUUGUUUUUCUUUGCAGUUUUCCACUUGAACGGCGCAUGAAAUAAGUGUUAUUUCAAUACUUGCUGACAUUUAGCAGCUGCAUUAGUUGUCUGUCAGUGAAUAACAGCAUUGAGGUUUUCAAAAAGAAAAAAUAUAAUUAUAAUCGAGAAGAAGAAAAAGUGAGAAUGAGCUUCUUCAGUUUCGGUCCAAGUGCUGAAAUGGAGGUGGUGCUGAAGGACGCGGAGACGCGCAAGAAGGCAGAACACAAGACGGAGGAUGGCAAGAAGGACAAAUAUUUCCUCUUCUACGAUGGCGAGACGGUCGGCGGGAGGGUGGACGUCACGCUGAAGAGCCCCGGGAAGAGACUGGAGCACCAGGGCAUCAAGAUUGAGUUUGUGGGACAAAUUGAGCUGUAUUACGACAGAGGGAACCACCAUGAGUUUGUGUCCCUGGUGAAAGACCUGGCACGGCCCGGCGAGAUGACCCAGUCGCAGACAUUUGACUUUGAGUUCACUCACGUGGAAAAACCUUACGAGUCCUACACAGGCCAGAAUGUGAAACUCAGAUACUUCCUACGUGCAACCGUAAUACGAAGACUUAACGACAUCAACAAAGAGUUGGACAUCGUAGUGCACACGUUGAGCACCUAUCCUGAACUCAACUCUUCCAUUAAAAUGGAAGUUGGCAUCGAGGAUUGUCUUCACAUAGAGUUCGAAUACAACAAAUCCAAAUACCACCUGAAAGACGUCAUUGUGGGAAAAAUCUACUUCCUGCUUGUAAGGAUUAAGAUAAAGCACAUGGAGAUAGACAUUAUUAAACGUGAAACAACAGGCACGGGCCCCAGCGUGUACCACGAAAAUGACACCAUCGCCAAGUACGAGAUUAUGGACGGCGCGCCAGUCAGGGGAGAGUCCAUCCCUAUCCGGUUGUUUCUGGCCGGCUACGAUCUGACUCCCACCAUGCGAGACAUCAACAAAAAGUUCUCAGUGCGCUACUACCUGAACCUGGUGCUGAUUGAUGAGGAGGAGAGGCGCUACUUCAAACAGCAGGAGAUCACAAUGUGGAGGAAAGGAGACGUGGCGAGGAAGAGCAUGUCCCACCAGGCCGCCAUCGCCUCCCAGCGGUACGAGGGCUCGGCCGCUUCAGAGAGCGCGUUGGAACAGUGUGCAAAGGAGGACAGCGGGUAGAGCCGCCUCCAGGAGACUGGAUCGGCGAUCCCUGUGGUGUAGCAUCUGGCGAAGCAGCUGUUCAAAGGAGGAAUAAAAGGGAGACUGACCUCCGAAUUGGACUGUGAAAAAUGGAGCGUUCCGAGGUGGCUUCAGGCUGCUGGUUUUCUCCUUCCUUUAACAAUUUUUGUUGUUGUUUCUCAACAGGAAUCAAACUAAAUCACAAGUGUUACAACCUCACAGAUAUUAAAGCUAACGCCAUUCCGUGUAUUUGUGUAACGCUUUAACGGCUUCGACGAGCAGCAUUCCAGUUUGAAUGAACUCAUUCCUAACGACGUCCUAUGGUAAUCUGAAAUGCACUGUUGAAGAACGGAACAGGGCUACACCUUUAGGAUCUGUACAUAAGAGCAGCUGGAUCUAGCAUUAACCUGACCUCAGCGUUCCAAUGACAUUUAGCGGCCAUGUCAUGUUUAACUGAUCUGUUUUUUUGUUAUAUAUAUAUAUAAACCUAUAGACACUUCUGUUUGUCAAAUUUGCUUCUAAAACAUGAUUUUAGUCUUUUAAGAAGAAGAGUUACAAUGUAAUUAUAUAUAUUUUGCAAAGCGCUUACAAACUGUUAAUCAUCCCCAUAUGUCAAAUAAAUUGAUGCCAAAUAAUAAAACAUUUUAAGUGUUUUUUU
Messenger RNA from Entelurus aequoreus (snake pipefish), 2049 nucleotides. RefSeq names its product VPS26, retromer complex component B (gene vps26b). The record is from RefSeq and is a predicted model, not a curated record. The transcript is spliced from 6 exons. Gene Ontology annotation, biological process: retrograde transport, endosome to Golgi; intracellular protein transport. Bases 390 to 1391 code for a protein of 333 amino acids. Lineage: Eukaryota; Metazoa; Chordata; Actinopteri; Syngnathiformes; Syngnathidae. Gene Ontology annotation, cellular component: endosome; retromer complex.